Messenger RNA from Cydia amplana, 6236 nucleotides. RefSeq lists its product as uncharacterized. Gene Ontology annotation, biological process: regulation of transcription by RNA polymerase II. Lineage: Eukaryota; Metazoa; Arthropoda; Insecta; Lepidoptera; Tortricidae. Gene Ontology annotation, molecular function: chromatin insulator sequence binding. The transcript is spliced from 3 exons. Bases 183 to 6236 code for a protein of 2017 amino acids. Gene Ontology annotation, cellular component: chromosome. The record is from RefSeq and is a predicted model, not a curated record.
UGUACUUACCCUUCAUGUCUUGGAUUUUUGGAAACCUUUUUCAUGAUAAUUAUUUCGGUUAAAUUGAAUAGCUGGAGCUUUUAUCAUUGAAAUAUCCUGAAUAUAGAUACGUGAUGGUGCCCGUGUUACUAACGUCGUUACUACCAUUAUAACAACAACAGCUAAUUUACUAUCUAACAACAAUGGCGGACGACAUAGACAUCGAAGAGCAUGACGUGCUGGAGAGUCUGCGCCGGCGCCACGAGCAGCCCGACUCCUUCAUCGUCAAGUCUGAGCCUCUGGAGGUUGAGUAUGAAGAGUCAAAUUAUGAAGACCCCAACUACGAGAACCAGUGGACGUGGGACCAAGAUAAAGUGGAAAUUAAAAUAGAACCCCGGGAAGAUACAGAAAAUGCGGAGGAUUUCCGAUUCGGCAAAAUUAUACUCGGCAGCAAACCGGCCCAGCUACCUGAAGAUAACCAGGAAACUCCAGGCGGCAGCCAAGUAAGGGAAGUGGAAUAUAAUUACAAUAUGUCACUAGUUUUAGACGAUUGGGGACCUAUCCUGGACAGAAGCAAUUGCUAUUGCAAAACAUGUAAAACCCUUUUCGCUACAGUCAAUGCGUUGGACGCCCAUAAAAUGAUCGCCCAUUCUUUCCUUGUAGCCACCGAUAAACAGCCAAGUCCGGAGAGAAAUAAGGCAUACAAAAGCACAGCCAAGCCUAGUAUUGCAGUAAACGAUAGCACAUGUAAAAUAUGCCAUUUCCAAUUCAAAGGUACUGUCGGCAAAUCAAACUUAUUGAGACAUUACAGAAACAUCCACCGGGUUGAUCCAAAAACUAUCAACAUUAACAGUGACUUCAAAAGUUGGAGAGUCUGCAAUCAUUGCAAUAUGUAUUUCCCAGAUGAUACUUCUUUAGUAAAACAUUUGUAUGAACUACUGCCUUUAAAUGAUAAAACUCCAACUAAAGAUGAUAAGACUGUUGGACAGCCGGUGAAACCUAAACCGGUGUUAAACACUGUCAAAAAUAUUCCCAAAGCUGUAAAAUCUACAAGUAAGAAUUCUAAUGUUACACUUAACACUCCAAAUAAAGAGGUAGAGACCCCAGUACCGAACCGGAUUAUAUUAGGAUCUAAACCUAUAGCUAAAAGCGAAAACCAGAAGCAGCCUAAUAUGAUCAAGUUGACAGAUACAAAAGUUAGAUUCAAAUGUUUGUUAUGUAAUGAAAUUUUCACAACCGAGUAUGGAGUGAAGAAACACAGGAAAAAACAUCCAACGAGGGCGAAAAGGAAACGCAUUUUCGUGAAAUUAGUCAACAAAACAAACAAAGUGACAGUGAACCCUGAUUUAGUCAAGAAGGAACCCGGAAAAGUGAUAACGAAAGAUGUAAAAGUGUAUCCGUCAAAAGCUAUCGUUAAAAAGGAGGUUAUUGAUGAAGAUAAAGGUGUUUUCGUUUCCAAGUCAACGUUGUUUAAGUGCAAUAGAUGCUCCGUUCACUUUUUGACCUGCACCGGGGCUUGCCAACACUCCAUGGUGUGCGAGACAUCCUCAAACGUCCGGGACUGGGCCUGCCCGCUGUGCCAGCGGGUAUUCAAGAGUGCAGAAAAAACUGCACACAAGUAUCAACACAAAAUGCUAAACACCCACAACUUUAAAGUGUAUGUAGUGUAUUUGGAAAUGAUUGUUCGGAUACUUUGCCAGUGUCCGAAUUGCUUCGUCUGUUUUGAAGAAGACAAAUUCUGGAGACAUGUUAACGGUGGAUGCAAUGAUGCCGCUUCGUAUUAUUGCAAUGAAUGUAGAUUGCCAAUUGAUAUACACUCCAAAGCCAAUCACGACAGCAAACACAAGCAGGGAGACUUCACUAGAGACGACUUUAUCAAAAUAGAUUAUAUCUCUUCCAAGCCGGUAGGCGUUCCGAAGAUCAAAACUGAAGUUGUCGAAGACGUAAGUUCUGUGAAUAAGAUUGAGAGUGGAACACCGAGAAAAGGACUGAAACGUAAAUUGGAAUUGCCAGCGGUCCCACUAAAAAGAAGGAAGGGAAAUUUGGACGAUCUAAUUAUGUACUAUUGUCAGUUUUGUAAAGCAUAUUUGGGGAACAAGUCUGCUAUACAUGUGAGUGGAAGCUGUAUAGAAAGAUCAAAAGGAAAUAUCGGAUUUUGCAAAAUUUGUGGAUUAUAUUUAAGAAAAAAAUAUCACACGACCCAUAUGUCCUUGCACGUAAAAAUACCAAAUCUGUCAAUUGCCGACAUCACUUUUCUUAAGCUGUCCGACUCGAAGAAGAUGAAACCAGUGCAGGCGCUCCAUCCGUGCAAGACUUGCAAAGUGAACUUCUUGACUAAAGUGGCCAGGCGUGUUCACAAAUGCAAAGAAUCCGCCAGCAUUACCUGUCAGAUAUGUCAGAAGAAAAUACAUACAGAUCUGUUCGACACACAUUUGCGGAUACAUGACUACAUUAUCCCCCGUCAGGUUAAAAAUAUCAGUCAUAUGUUACAGGUGCCAAGUAAAUCUCAAAUUGACACAACACCACAAAAAUUGACCAAAAAAGGGACUAAAUCACCUCUAAACAAGUUGCCAGAUUUGCUCAUGAAGUACCAGUCGCUCACUGCUCUGUGGAACAUCCUGUACCUCUGCGCUAUUUGCGACACUUUUACAGACUCCUACGAUAAAGUCGUGGAGCACUGUCAAAACCACCUCACCAACAUGGAAAACUAUGGAGUGGUCAUACGGAAAUGCGAGAAAUGCGACAUGAAAUUCGAUAGCGAGUGUUACAAGCGGCAUUUAGAACUGCACGCCGAAAACAAGGUCAGCAAGAAAACCUUUCAGAUCUUGAAAUAUGAGCACUACAACCUGUUUUCCGACAAGUGGUUUGACUUUAUAGAUUUGCCGGAAGAACAGAAGUCACAGAUUGUCAGCCGGAGCAUAUACGGCGGGAAUAGAUGCGUUAAAAUGAAGCUGAUCCAACAAGGACCCCCGGAAUACACCCUGUAUAAAUGCGAGAAGUGUCAAAACUGUUUGAUCGCUGAUACUAUAGUGUACCACGUCAAACUUGCCAACUGCUGUAAGGCGAACAAGAUUCCUUGCUCCGUUUGCGAGAUGACGUUUGCUAUCAGACGCGAUUGCGAGGAACACGAAAGGAUCCAUGCGACAACUGGUCUCGGAGUACAAUCAUUUAGAAUCGUCUCUUUCAAUGACGCAAGUGACGUUGAAGCUAAUAAAACUAUCAUGUCAUAUGACACUGAAAACCACGGGAGUAAGAAUAAGAUAUCAUUCAUAGAUGACGAAAUUGCAUCUCCAGCUCCUAAAUUGAGUCAGAAAAGUGCCCCCCUUAAGUCGUUUGUGUUUUAUAAGUGCGCGGAAUGUCAGACGUCUGUUGCACAUAUGAGAAAUUUUCCGCAACACGCGUGCAAUAACUCACCCAAAAUACAGUGUGCCGAAUGUGGCAUAUUUCAUAGUGCAAAGUACUUUGCAGGCCAUAAAAUGCUUCAUAAAAAGUACACGUUUUCGAGAAAGAAUGUGAUCACAAAAACUGUCAAUAAAGAUGGUAAAGUAAUUAAUAUCAAAAAACAAACUCCAGAGAAGAAAGAAAAAUUUUUAGACAAUACGCAAAAGAAAAACGACAAUACAGAUCAAAGACCGCAACUGUAUAAAUGCUUCUGUGGUUUGCAUUUCACGUCCCUGAAAGCUAUCGAGAGGCAUUACAAAUCCAAAAAUUGCAACACCGUUAUACGGGAGAAGUGCAGCCAAUGCGAUUUGGUCUUCGACCCCAUCGAGGUCGUCAACCAUCUUUGCAAGCACCACGCCCAAAAUCUUGUUUUCAAUGCCAAAACAUUCAAUAUUAUCACGCCGAACAAAAAGACUUUGUACAAGUGCGGUUUGUGUCACGUUUUGUUCUACCACAAGACGGCAGCGUUCCCGCACAAGGCCAAAUGUACAGGGACAUACUGUGGGAAGAAAUGUGUCAAGUGCGGCCUGGCCUUCGACAGCACCAGCCUGGCGACCCACAUGGUCGACCACGACCGCAACGAUGAGCUCAGAACCGACUGCUACGUUAUAGUUAAAAUUCCUGAUGAGACAGUUCCUGAAAUCGAAAAGGGAUUACAUCCAAAUGUUCUUUACAAGUGUAAGUCGUGCGACAUACAUUUCUUAAGACGGACUAGUGCCCGAAAUCAUAUAACGAAGCGUACUGACUGCGGUUCCACAGUAGCGCAGACUUGCAAGAUAUGUAACCGUAAGUUCCCGGCUAAGUCCAUCUUGAGACAUGUCGCGUGGCAGCAUAAUAAACUGAAGAUCAAGGAAUUUAACGUUAGGGAACUCAUUUUUGGUGUUAACAGUAAAUCCCCUAAAGUCGUUGAAAAGGAGGAAAUAGUAAAACCCAAAGUAAAGAAAGAAGAAGUGGUGAUUCCGAAAGUUCCGGUGGCAGUUACAGUAUAUAGAUGCAUAAAGUGCAUGCUGCUUUUCACUGAUGAGAGUACCCUGCUGACGCACCUUGAAGACAGAUGCAGUAAGGAGCUUUCUGAAGAAUGUGAGGAAUGCAAUGUUAAAUUCGCUUCAAAAAAUAUCAGGGAGCAUAAUAGAGAACAUGGUCUGGGGGUGGCUUUGUCCAUGACUAUCGUAGAAGAUGUACAAGCACCACAAAUCCCUGACAAAGAACGAAAAUUAAGCCUAACUCCAUUCGAUCCAAAGGAACAUCCACUGUACAAAUGCACAGGCUGCAAUUUGCAUUACCUAAGCAAGAAAACGCUACUGUGCCAUGACUGCAAGUGCAAACCUACCGAGGGUUUCAAAUGUGAAGUAUGUGAUCUUAGCUUCACCAAAAAAAGUCUGUGUCGUCACAAGUCAGUCCACGAGAAACAUAAUUUCAAAAGAGAAGAUAUCGUCAUUUUAACUUUGUCUGACCUUGUUGAAAUACCUGAAAGUCCUGACAAUAUAACAGCAGAAAUCCAAGACGACGAUACUCCACCCAGUCCGAAGAUUCCGAAGAAACAUAUACUAGAUAGAUAUGAUAAUAAACUGUAUAAAUGCACAGUUUGCAAUUUGCAUUACUUAACCCAGGCCAGCCUGGAGAAACAUAAAGAAUGCAUUCCUAACGCGGAUUCGAAGUGCGAAAUAUGCGACAUUGCUUUCACCAGUUACAGUCUGAAACGUCACAAAUUAAUUCACGAGAAAUACAAUUUCAAAAAAGAAGAUUUUGUUGUUUUAACUCUGACUGAUUUAGACCCCAGUUGGAUUCGACACAAAGGACAGAUCCAAAAAGAAAUUAAGAAUGAUAUUUCUAAUCUAGAACCUAAAGAAGUACUAAAUUCUAGUUCUAAACUAGAACCUAAAGAAAUACUAGAUUCUAGUUCUAUACUAGAAUCUAAAGAAGUCGGGUCUACAGAAAAGAUCGAACCUAACAAAACUCAAAAAGAAGAACCGAAGAAAGACACAUACACUUCAAAUAUCACACACUCAUUAUACAAAUGUGCUGAAUGCAAUGUAUACUUUAAUAGACGAAUAACGUGCCACAAACAUAUUGUAAAACACACUCCGUUAGACCCCAAAGAAUACAUAGAGUGCAAACUGUGUGGCUUCCAAUUUACGUUAAUGGGUUUGCCGUCACACAUUAAGAAAAACCACGCAAAAUCGUUUAAUUUACAAGAAGUGCUAGUAGAAGAAUAUCAACCCAACGAUAUUAAAACGCACGAAACUUAUUACGCCAGCGAAAAAGAUCAGUCUACAUUAGUGAGCACGAGUGAGGAUGUAAAGAAUGAUUCUAAUUUAAGAAAAGAGAAUGAUUGUGAGGUUUCAAGCUGUAAUGAAAUAGCAGAUGUUGAUUCUUCAGAUAAAAGUAAACAAGAUAAUAUAGAUAUUAGAAGCCAAAGUCAAAGCAGCAAUGAUUUAGAUGAAAUUACUGAACCAAAUUCAAGUAAAGUUAAUGUAUCAGUCGAUUCAUCAGAUACAAUGAUGAAUACAGACCUAGCUGAUGACAGAACUAGUCGAGUUGGCAAUAAUUUAAAAGACAUUACUGAACCUAAUUCAAAUUGUAGUGGACGAGUCGAAUCUUCUGACAAUAAUAGCACACAAGUAAAUUUGGAUGCUGACGAUGAGACAAGAGUGAUUGGAAUUAGUAAUGAUUUAAACGAAACUACUGAAUCUAAGUUAAUUGAACACACAGUUGAUUCGUCAGAUAAAAAUAUUGUACUUGUUAAUACAGACGAUAACACAAAAGUAAACAAUCAAAUCAGUGACGAAAGUGAAAUUGCUGAACCCAUUUCAUGA